AUGAAUCACACUCCUUUUGAAGAUGAACUCCUUUUGAAGAUGAUAAUACCGACGAUGAUGCCUACCGGCAUGAACUGCCUAACCUCCACUCCUGGUUACUACUUGGACCGUGAAUGCACGCCAUCUGCAAUCUGCCCUUCACCCGAACCCGAACAAAUAUCCGACCCACUGAAUUUUAUGCCAGAAGUUGACCGAGACGAAGUGACGUGGGAUGGACAAUACCCAAACUAUGUUCACUACCGGAGGGUUACAAUAAAUAAACGGGGAGUGGCAAAGAACACUGAUCAAGACCUAGCUCUGCUACCCAGGUCUUACUGGCCGUAG
Molecule: messenger RNA, 324 nt
Organism: Penicillium chermesinum
Lineage: Eukaryota; Fungi; Ascomycota; Eurotiomycetes; Eurotiales; Aspergillaceae
Exons: 2
Coding region: 1-324 (107 amino acids)
Source: RefSeq, a predicted model, not a curated record